This is a messenger RNA of Tachysurus vachellii, 2260 nucleotides long. It is a transcript of the gene plbd2, whose product is annotated as phospholipase B domain containing 2. The record is from RefSeq and is a predicted model, not a curated record. Lineage: Eukaryota; Metazoa; Chordata; Actinopteri; Siluriformes; Bagridae. Gene Ontology annotation, biological process: phospholipid catabolic process. The transcript is spliced from 12 exons. Bases 67 to 1710 code for a protein of 547 amino acids. Gene Ontology annotation, molecular function: glycerophospholipase activity. Gene Ontology annotation, cellular component: extracellular region.
UGUGACUGAGGGAUCUUAUGACGAGCAGUAAAUAAAGGAGUUUUUCACACUGCAGCACUAAACGCCAUGUUUCCAGUGUUUGUGUUCGUUCUGUUGUUCUGUGUGAUCUCAGCUGAAGACACACAGCUGCUGUCUGUUGUAGUUAACCAACACACCGGGAAACUGCAGUUAAAGGAAGGCAUUCAGACAGAUUCUGUCGCAUCCGCCAACUUGACAGAUGACAUUGUUAAUACGGGGUGGUCAUAUCUGGAGGUUGUAACAAAUGCCAAGUACAAUGACACGCUGCAAGCUUAUGCUGCUGGAGUUGUGGAGGGCGUGAUCACCUCACAGCUCAUCUAUAAGCACUGGACGAACACGUUGAUGGGAUAUUGUGGAUCGUAUGACCAGGGCUACUGUAAACGUCUGAAAGAAUACAUUACUGCUAAUCUACAGUGGGUGGAAGAGCAAAUUGCAAAAGCUACAGAGUCACCUUAUUGGCAUCAGGUCCAUUUGUCUUUGCUGCAGCUGAAGGGUUUGGAAGAUGGCUAUAAUGGACAGUGUACAUUUCCAGACACAGGGCUCUACUUUGACCCCUUAGGAUUUCUUCUUUUCCAGAUGGGUGGAGACUUAGAGGAUUUAGAGGCUGCAUUGAACAAAUCCAGUCAAUCACGUACAGUGGGAUCCGGAUCCUGCUCUGCUCUAAUCAAACUCUUGCCGGGUAACAAAGAGCUUCUUGUCUCACAUGACACAUGGAACAACUACCAGUCAAUGCUGAGGAUUAUGAAAAAAUAUAUUUUUUCAUUCCGUACAUCUUUGAAAGAUCAGACAUUAAUUCCUGGUAAUACUCAGGCUUUCUCCUCUUACCCUGGCUCCAUCUUUUCAGGAGAUGAUUUCUACAUUCUCAGCACUGGCCUGGUUACACUGGAAACCACAAUUGGCAACAGUAACUCUGAUUUGUGGAAGUUUGUGAAGCCUCAAGGCUCUGUCAUGGAGUGGCUGAGAAACAUUGUGGCAAACAGACUUGCUCAAUCUGGGAAAGAAUGGGCCGACAUUUUCAGUCAUUACAACAGUGGAACGUACAACAACCAGUGGAUGAUAGUUGACUAUAAGGGUUUCAUUCCAGGUAAACCCAGUCUCAAGAAAGGCUUGUUAACUGUGCUUGAACAAAUACCAGGGAUGAUCCAGGCGGCAGAUAAAACUGAAGAACUCUAUAACACCAGCUACUGGGCCAGCUACAAUAUUGCGUAUUUUGAUGAGGUGUUUAAUGCAAGUGGGGGUCAAGAUCUGGUGAAGAAGUAUGGUUUGUGGUUCUCCUUUAGUGACAAUCCAAGAGCGAAAAUAUUCCGCCGCAACCAAUCCCUUAUUACUGACAUGGAGUCCAUGAUGCGCCUAAUGAGGUACAAUGACUUUAAGAAUGAUCCUUUGUCGAAGUGUGAUGGCUGCAUUCCAGCCCAAAAUGGCGAGAAUGCAAUUUCUGCACGAUCUGACUUGAACCCAUCUAAUGGCACAUACCCGUUUGGAGCUCUUAAACAGAGGCCUCACGGUGGAACAGACAUGAAGAUGACAUCCUUUGGCUUAUUCAGGCAGUAUGAGAUGUUAGCAGUUAGCGGUCCAACAUGGGACCAGGUGCCUGCUUUUGAAUGGAGCACAUCACCUUACAGCAGUUUAAUGCACACAGGUCACCCAGACCGCUGGGAUUUCCCUACUGUACAUGUCAGGUGGUCUGAAUAAAAGAUAUUGUAAUAUCAUGUAUUAUUGGCCAAUUUAAGGUUUAUUUGUUUACUUUUCUUUUAUAAAGAGGGCAGUAUUUUCCUGAUUACUUUAUCAGCUAUAAAUACACAAAAUACCUCAACAAAUGGUUCAUUAGAUGAGGAAGUUAAGGAAGUCUGUAUUUUUUUUUUUUUUACCUUUCAGAUAAGAAAGUUACCUAACUAUUAGACUUUUUGUUUGUUAUUUUGUCCUUGGCCCACCCCGAAGAAACGCUAUGUGCAGUUGUUUGUAUAUAUGUUAUUUAUUCACUUUCUGAAAGUACACCAACACCUUUUUUUUUUUGUAGAAAUUCUCUUUUGUGUUUUUUGUUCCUUACCCUUAUUUAAAAAGGUAUCAAUUUACUGAAUCCCAAGCUAUAACUUAACCCUAGACUGGGUUGUAACAAUACAGUUUCAGAUAACUGUGAUUGUUAAAUUAAAGUAUAACUUUACUCAUAAGCACAAGAAUCAAUGGUACACAAGAAAAAAAACUGACUGUAAUGAAGAAAAUCCUAAUAAAGUUAUAAAGUUGA